GGGGCUCAUGUGUUAUCGUUGAGUAUUGAGCGAUCACGAUAGAGAAAACGCCAAGUUGUCGUACGAUCGAUCAACAUCCUGCACUUCCCUUUUAACUCUUGAGUUCUUCAUAAAUCUCCAGUAGAUUCCAACAGAUAUUUUUCCAGAAAAAGAAAAAAAAAGUGAACUAUUUAGUUAAGAAAAGAGAAGAGAAGAAAGUGAGUGGUUAAUCCAUGGAUAACUUCGGCAAACCAAAUUUUUAUAGCACUUGUGCCGGUAAGAAUACUGGAGAAUACAUCCUUCAACGCCCUCACAAGCGCAGCUUUAACUCAUAUGAGGGAAAUAUGGAAAUUGUACAACAAAUGUAUGAGAUUGAUGCUCCAAAAUUGAGUGGACAACAUUAUCUCCAAUCAGCAGCAAGUAGUGUACACGAGGAAUGGUCAUUGCCAUCAGCUUCAAUUGUGGGUAAUGCAGAUCUACAAAAAGCUGAAAAGAAGAGAAAAACAGAUAAAGCUUAUAGAGAAAGAUGCAAGAUGAAAAAGGAGCAAAUGAUGCAAAAAUUGGAGACUGUUGGUAAAGAAAAUGAAGAUUUAAAGACAGAAAACCAAUGUUUGAAGGAGAGGAAUGUUUUUCUAAAUCAAAGCUUGUUAUCUCAAACGAACGAGUUAAAUGAGAUCAAACAUCAACUUGACGACUUGAGAAAUAAGAAUGAGACGCAAAAUACACUUGUCCAAACACUUUCCCAUCAUCUUGUCAGUCCAGAUCUUUGCCUCCAAAAUAAAAAGCUUAGAGAUGAAAAUGCCCGAUUAAGAGAAAUUUUGAAGUUGGGUGAUGGGGCACUACUUGUGGAGGAGAAUGGGAAAUUAAAACUUGAGAAUCAGUUACUCCAAGUGAAAAUAGAUGCUUUAUUGGGACAAAUAGUUGAUGAAAAUCGCAAAAGUUGUGGGCAUAAAUGACUGGGACAAGGGGCAUUCAUAGAUGUUGCGAAACGAACCAAGUAGUUUCUUUCAUAAAAUAAAACUAUCUUAGUUCCCAUCGAUGCCUUGUUCCAAAAGCCUCUCGCUCGAUCCAGCCUUAUGAAAAUGCUUACACCCAAUCGCUUAAAUCAAGGGAGGACACCCACUUACAUCGCACAUGUGACAUUCGUGCUUGUAAGAGGUUUCAAGCAUCAUCUCUAUGAUGAUCUUGAGCUCCAUUCAUCACGGUCCAAGACUCAUGGUAUCUUGUUAAGCUUGGGGUAAUCCAACACCAAGUUCACGCUCGUUGAGGUGUCUCAUGUGUUGGAACCCAAUGGCACUGCUUGAAUGUUGGUCACAUACCAACUAAAGGUUGCUUUUAGCUUGUCACAUUGCUCAUCAAGGUGACUCUAAGACCAAGCUCAAUUGCUCCACUAAAGGCUCAUCCCAAGCAUGAUGGACACUCAACAUCAUGCAAGGCCCGCCAAGCACAUCGUCCCAACUUCAAAGCAUUAGGCUCAAUCUCUAAUUCCCACACUACUAGUAGUUGUUUUGUCUACUAGUUAUCUCAAUGUCCUAUUGCAUCUCGAUGCUCCUCCUACAAAGGAUCGCUGUAUGAUCCCAAAGGUAACCCGAUAGCCUUUCGGUGGAGGGUCCCACGAGGAUUAAUUAAAAUCUAAGGUCUAACCCCAACUUUUUAAACAUUGAGCGUUAAGGGGCCCAAGUUUCCUCUUGAGGAGACAUCGAGCAUCCACUUACCGAUGACUGCACACCGUCACAUCUUGCUUGCCAUGGUGUAGCUCGCUAAAGAGCUACACCUUUCACCCCCUAAAGAGCUAAAUAGCUUGUACAUAUAUGCUCCCAAGGAAUAUUGAAAUAUUUGAAACAAGGACAAUUUUCUUACUUUGCACUCAAAACCCAUCUCAUAGGCAUUCUCCAAGCACUGUUGUCCCAUAAAUGGGCUCCUUGUCAUCUCAACUCAUAUCAUGGGUUCACCAUCCCCAUUGGCCUCGUCUGCUCAUGGCACCCCCGCUAUACUGUUUGCUCGGUGGUUCUUGUAAGAUGCUGCCGCUCAAGGUCCACCAUCGGGGUCUCUCAUCCGAAGGUUUCAGCCUCGUCCUGUCUACCAAGUGGGAUGUUAAUGCAGCAUUGUAGCCAAAAUGAUAGACCAUGACACUUUUCCAUGUUUUAUGCUUUAGAAAACCUUCAUUUUAUGUUUAACAUGGUGAAAUUGUGUGAUGCUAAGUAUACUUAU
This is a messenger RNA of Gossypium raimondii (Peruvian cotton), 2190 nucleotides long. RefSeq lists its product as uncharacterized. The transcript is spliced from 5 exons. NCBI's taxonomy places the organism in Eukaryota, Viridiplantae, Streptophyta, Magnoliopsida, Malvales, Malvaceae. The coding region runs from base 213 to 935 and encodes 240 amino acids. The record is from RefSeq and is a predicted model, not a curated record.